Bipolaris sorokiniana ND90Pr is the source of this 2502-nucleotide messenger RNA. RefSeq lists its product as uncharacterized. The transcript is spliced from 7 exons. Gene Ontology annotation, biological process: regulation of DNA-templated transcription; DNA-templated transcription. Gene Ontology annotation, molecular function: zinc ion binding; DNA binding; DNA-binding transcription factor activity, RNA polymerase II-specific. The coding region runs from base 48 to 2066 and encodes 672 amino acids. The record is from RefSeq and is a predicted model, not a curated record. Lineage: Eukaryota; Fungi; Ascomycota; Dothideomycetes; Pleosporales; Pleosporaceae.
CGCUUCGUUGAUAAAAGACUCUACGCAACACAUGCUGACGGCUUGGAAUGAGCUUCAAUACGGGGCCAAAGGGUAGACAGCGGGUCACUACAGCAUGCCUGGGCUGUCGAGACAAGAGAACGAAGUGCAAUGGCCACCCGGUACAAUGUUCUGCCUGUCAAUAUCGAAACCAGGAGUGUGUUUACUAUUUCACAGAGAACAAAAGAAAGCCGCCCAGCAAGACAUACGUCCAAGCACUCGAGGCGCGUGUAAAAGCACUGGAAAAGCAACUUGCGCUUUCGAAGCCGGACGCAGAAUUCUCCAUCUCAGCUGUACAAAAUGAACCCUCAACUUCAUCUGAAAGAUUCCCCCAAGCGCAACUCGUUGACCCAGUCGACGAGGUGACUGACACGCUUGGAGGGUUCUGUGUUGCCGACGGCGGCGAGAUACGAUAUUUUGGUUCGCGCAGCAACUUCAAUCUCAUACAAACAACCAUUUUAAGCAAGAAAUCUUCCAAGGACAUGCAGCGUGAAGGGUACAAUGCUGCCUCGAUCCAGUUGCAGCCUUUCGAAAUAUCUCAGGAUCUCCAUGAACACUUGCUACAACUGUAUUGGACUUGGCAAAACCCGUGGCAGUACUUUAUUUCCCCCACUCUAUUGACCUCGAGUCUCUUAGGGGAGCCCAUCAGUCUCUUUGGUCCAUUUCAUUCACCGCUAUUACUGGCUGCAGUAUACGCGCUUGCUUCGCGAUACUCGGACCGUCCAGAAAUUCGUACUGACCCUCAGGAUCCCAACACUGCUGGGGAAACUUUUCUGAUACAAGUGAGGAUCAUGUUACAGUAUGAAAGCGAGGCACCGACAACAAGGACUGUACAAGCUGUUCUUCUCUUGUCGUUGAUUGAAACUGCGAGAGAUAAGGAGGCUUUGGGGUUCACCUACUGCGGUAUGGCCACUCGCAUGGCACUCAAUCUUGGCCUUCAUAUUGAUUCAUCGCCGUGUGUAUCUAAAGGACUCCUCACGGCUGAGGAAUUGGAGGAUCGUCAGGUCACUUGGGGGGGUGUCUAUAUGCUCGAUAAGCUGUUCAAUAUCGGCCUAGGAAGACCCUCGAUGAUUCAGGAACGAGACGUCACCGCAAAACCGCCAGCACUAGACUCGAAAGACGAACUCCUACGAUGGUAUGGCACUAACAGAGCAACUCAACAACCGAUUGUGGUGCCUUGUCAUUAUGUGAGUAUAGCACAACACACUAGAGAACUCUUCUCGGCCGCUGCCGAGGCUCUUGAUGUCAUAUACUCCCCGAAUUAUACGACAAGAUCCAACUAUUGUGAUGAACUUGUUUCUAAGACUCAUCUUAGACUGGUGUCUUUUCACUGUUCUUUACCAUCGCAUCUACGUCUUCCCAGAACUCUAAAAGCGGAUGAAAAAACGGUGACACCUCAUGUGCUUCAAUUCCAUCUGCAAUAUCACGUCAUUUUUAUCCUUCUACAUCGGCCUUUCCUCAAAAUCGUGCGACGUCCUGGGACAACCGUUGCAGAAGGCAAUCAAGAUGCUAGCUCACAUCUUGCUUUCUGCCGGGACUCGGCUACCUGGAUAUCAAAGCUGCUUGCAUGGCAGACAAUAAUAUAUGGAAUGCGCUGCACACCAAUAUCUACGGUUCAUUGCGCAUUCACAGCUGCAGUAAUUUUUUUGACUGAUGCCGCGACAGUAACAGGAAAGGUGCAAGAAUCUGCGCUGCGAAAUUUGAAGGUUUGUGUAGAGGCUCUGGAAGAAAUGGAAAUGGUUUGGUCAUGGAGCACAAGGUCGCUACUUGCACUCUGUAACAUAGCGGAGGGAUGGAACGUUGAGACAACAGUGUUUGAUAAUCUGCGAUACCGAAAAUUAUCGCCCGGGCCUGGGUCUGGGCAAAGUGGCGAAGCCUCGGACUUUGAAGCCUUCCUAGCCGACACGGACCCCACUGGUCUCUAUCAGGACGGACUGUUCGAUUGGAACGCCAACGACUUCAUCGCUACGAGCGCCGUGGUCCCCGUGGAUUUGAAUGAUUCGGACUUUAGUGUCAAUGGCUUGCCGCCCUUUCAGAAUCUUUAUUGACAUUCGGUUGAAGCACAUCACGGGAGAGAAUGAUUGUGCUCAAAUGGUACUAUGGACCUAAUCAGCCUUGGAAUGACAUUGCCAAGUAUCAUAAGAAUGAGUGAGAUUGAUAUCAACGCGCGAUAACUACGCUUGGUGCUUGAGUCACACACCCGUAGCACCGACUUCUGUUGUGAACAGGAGUGGAUCAGAAGUACCCGGCGUGGUCCUCCCACGUCACGAGGUAGCGCUAAAGCGUAGAGAACCUGGCAGUCAUGGCGGGUAAGCAGUACCCGGAUAGCAAUUUAGCCACUAGCUCUCUUUUGGCAGAGGCUAGGCGCUCAGAAACCCCCUAGAUCCGGCCGAACUUCGUAGCGACGUUCCGCUUCAUGUGUGCUUUUUUUCGGGUUGGCGCCAUCUUCCGCAUUCAUGGCAGUAAGCCGAUACUCAACAUGGG